Messenger RNA from Tribolium castaneum (red flour beetle), 1148 nucleotides. Its product is annotated as somatostatin receptor type 4. Gene Ontology annotation, biological process: G protein-coupled receptor signaling pathway. Gene Ontology annotation, cellular component: neuron projection; plasma membrane. The record is from RefSeq and is a predicted model, not a curated record. The coding region runs from base 158 to 1075 and encodes 305 amino acids. Gene Ontology annotation, molecular function: G protein-coupled receptor activity; peptide binding. Lineage: Eukaryota; Metazoa; Arthropoda; Insecta; Coleoptera; Tenebrionidae. The transcript is spliced from 2 exons.
AAAGAUUCAUUUCCUCAUUUACAAAACUUCUCAUCUCGUAAUAAUUCCACUGAAACAACGAACGUCAACAAGUAGCUCGAAAACCUCUGAUUAAAAAUAAACUAUCUCGUAUUUAAGCGUCAGUCGUUCGAAAAUGGUGCUCUAGUCACAACUCAAAAUGGAGGACAUCGACAACAUCACGGGCAACUUCACCGACGAGCUCGUCGAGCCCGAGGUGCCGCCCUACGAACGCAUCUUCCUCGAAUUAUUCACAGUGGUGGCCUUGCUCUCACUUGCCGCCAACUCGCUUCUCAUUUUCGUCAUCGUCAAGUAUAAGAAGCUGCGAAAAGACGCCACCAAUGUGAUCUUCCUCCACGUCAACAUCCUCCAAGCCGUUUUCCUCGUUAGUGCGCCUCUGACGUGGAGAACUUCAAUGUACUUUUUUUUCAAAUCUCCGGUGCAUUUCACCGUGUUUUGUGCACUGUACCAGAUCGAAGCUUGUGUCGGAUCGGCCAUCAUCGGAUUUUUGUUCCUCCUGAUCUGUGAUAGUUAUCUCAAAAUUUACUAUAAAGAAAAGUACCGGAAAUUCUGCCGAAUUUACAAGUUUCUGCAAAUUGCGAUUUAUUUCCUAAUGCUGUGCACGUGCUCGAUCACUAUCAAUGUUUGUUUCAGUAGAUACAUGUUUGCGUUUGCUUAUAUUUUCAUAUUCUUUGCUAUUUGUAUUGUGAUUGCUGUGCUAAUAAUCAUUGAUGUUAUUCACGUUUUCAGGAAGCGGAAAUUAACGAACUACAAAGACAGUAAUAUUGGAUUAGUUGUUUCAAACUUUUUCUUUUUGUUUUGGAUGCCUUGUAUUUUAUUUUUUGUUAGUUGUACAAGAGGCCAAACGUGUGAACCGAUCGCACUCAUACUUUUGUUUGUACUCGGAUUUGCGAGUCCUAUUUUUAAUUUAGUUUACGUGUUUUGUUGUGAUAACUACUUUAACGUGUUUCUAAAACAGGUAUUUACAUGUAGGUGUAAGGAAUAUAAAAACGAGGAUUUGGAAGACCAAUCGGUGGUUUAUAGCGAUUCGAAUGGCGUACAAAUUAACUCAAAUUAAAUUAAAUUAAUUAGAAAUAGUUGUGUAUGUCUGGUACCUUUAUUUUUAUAAAAUAAACAUUUUUUUAAAAUUU